Nematolebias whitei (Rio pearlfish) is the source of this 735-nucleotide messenger RNA. Its product is annotated as circumsporozoite protein-like. Gene Ontology annotation, molecular function: chemokine activity. The record is from RefSeq and is a predicted model, not a curated record. The annotation marks the transcript as partial. NCBI's taxonomy places the organism in Eukaryota, Metazoa, Chordata, Actinopteri, Cyprinodontiformes, Rivulidae. Gene Ontology annotation, biological process: immune response. The transcript has 2 exons. Gene Ontology annotation, cellular component: extracellular region.
UUAGUCACUGCGCCGGUGCAGGACUGCAGUUGUGUUGGUCUGUCUAACACUAAAAUUCAUCAUCAUAAAAUUAAGAGUUACACCAUACAGGAGGAAGGCAUGUGUCUCAUCAGAGCAGCUGUGUUUAAGACGGUGAAUGGGAAGACAAUUUGCUCUGACCCCAACAGCAGCUGGGUUAAACGUGUCAUUCAGAAGCUGAACCCAAGAACAAAACCAAACCUGGACCCAUCGACAAAACCAAACCUGGACCCAACGAUAAAACCAAACCUGGAUCCAACGACAAAACCAAACCUGGACCCAACGACAAAACCAAACCUGGAUCCAACGACAAAACCAAACCUGGACCCAUCGACAAAACCAAACCUGGACCCAUCGACAAAACCAAACCUGGACCCAACGACAAAACCAAACCUGGACCCAUCGACAAAACCAAACCUGGACCCAACGACAAAACCAAACCUGGAUCCAACGACAAAACCAAACCUGGACUCAAUGAUAAAACCAAACCUGGACCCAACAAUAAAACCAAACCUGGACCCAACAAUAAAACCAAACCUGGACCCACCGACAAAUAAAACAUUACCUGAAAAAAAAUUAACUGAAGAAGGAUCAGCUGACAUCACACCAACAGUGUCCACAUCAUCAAGACCUGCUCCCCCAAGACAAAAAAGAACUGCAAGGAGAAAACAAAAGAAGAACAGAAGACUGAAGAAGCGGCAGAGAAAACAGGGCUGA